This is a messenger RNA of Aspergillus oryzae RIB40, 3777 nucleotides long. RefSeq names its product putative nuclear pore complex subunit Nup133. Gene Ontology annotation, molecular function: protein binding; structural constituent of nuclear pore. Gene Ontology annotation, biological process: transcription-dependent tethering of RNA polymerase II gene DNA at nuclear periphery; poly(A)+ mRNA export from nucleus; protein import into nucleus. The coding region runs from base 1 to 3777 and encodes 1258 amino acids. Lineage: Eukaryota; Fungi; Ascomycota; Eurotiomycetes; Eurotiales; Aspergillaceae. The record is from RefSeq and is a predicted model, not a curated record. The transcript has 3 exons. Gene Ontology annotation, cellular component: nuclear pore outer ring.
AUGCCAAUCAGAGGUUCAAAGAAGUCAGAGAGGCGAGGCGAGGCUGAUGGGACCAUUGUCCUCAUCAGAUUCGCGGACUACAAUCAGGCAAGUCUUGCUUAUUUUCUCGCCAUUGACAUUGUUAACACGAACACAGAUUCUUAUAAAUGCUUCUUUGGUGCAGGCAAUUGCUACGCCCUAGCCAUGACGAACUCCCAUGCAAUUAUCUGGCCAUAUUCAAUUGCAACUUCCUCACCCUCGCCCGCCGAUGUGUUUACUAUUUCCAUACCCGAACCCUGCAGGGAGCCAAAUGGGCCAGUUCCUCUUGGAAUUCUACUAUCCAGUGUAACAGCUGGGCUUCCAGGAUUGAUGAUCAUCACUCCUGAUACAGGAAGGAUUAUAUACUGGGAAACUGUCUCAUGUGCUGCAUCACUGGGCCUGGCCAGGCAGAAGCAGAAGACCAUCCAGGGAUCUAUACCUAAUCUACUCUCGGGUGAACACAUUACAGAUCUCGUGAAUGGCGAGCCUUCUGGUGUCAUCGUCACAUUAUCGUCUGGGAGGGUUGCUCAUAUCACCGUUCGGGAUCCACAAGGAAAGCCAACAGUGACUGUCAAUUUCCUGCGAAAUACGUCUGGGCUUAGUAGGAUUGGGUUUUUCGGUGGUAUUAGAAACGUCUUGGGUGGAGGCUUUGCAAGGAAAGACCUAGCUGCCGUCAGAGCUGGUGAAUCUCAUCAACGUGGACAGCGAGACAUUAUCAUCGCUACGUCAGGCGGGCUCUUUGAAAUCUGGGAUACACAUUGGAAUAACGGGAUUAUAUUGAAGAGACAGUUUGAUAUAACAAAUGACCUAUGCCAUCAUCUUGGUACGGGAGAUUCUAACAGCUCUGAUGACUCCAACAUCGAGAUCUUGGACUUCUCACUCAUGCCGGCUGAAUACAGUGUUCGUGAGCUACAAGCUAGCACGUCGGUACCGUCCUGGCAUUUAUCGCUCCUUGUAACUCAGUCUGAGAUGGGCUCGCAAAGCAUGUCUCUUGUGCAAGUCAAUCUAGCCGAGGAAGUCCAUAUCUUGUCUACCCAUCCUAUUGAUUUGCAUGGGGUCUCGACGGCUCUUGAUUCAAAACCGAGAUUGUAUCUUCCCAAGCCCGGUGAUACGGCAUUCGUUUUAAUGGGUCACUCUGUUGUACUCUUAUCGUUGAGUUUAGGCAAAGACCAGUCCGCGCAACAUCAACAACCACGCGUGUUCCAGGACUCUAUCAGCUUCCGUUCAGGAAAGGCCUUUGAAAUUCUAGGCAGCGGCGCUGAGGACAAAAGGGAUGAGAACUCGUGUCCCGCAUGUCUAAUAAUGGUCCGUGAUUUUGGUAUCAUCCGCAUUACAGCUUUACCGCACCACAACUCGCCCCCCACCGCUGAAUGUGUUCGAAUCACUGCUAAACAAAAGAUCGAGCAAGCCAUAUUCUAUGGUACCAUGCUUGGAAAUCCACUGAACUUGAACAACAAGAGUAGCCUGGAUUUCUCUGUCAUGGAUAUCGAGCAAGCCGCGUUGGAAAUUUGCAGAGAAUUGCUCCAAUCUAGGUCAAAGUUUAUCCCAACGACAGCAAUAUCCUUAGAACAGAAUCUACGAUCGAGAGCGAAAGCUUUGGAUGAUCUGGCAUGCCUUUUGAUGCAGCAAAAUAAGUUAUUGGGUGAACAAAUUUGGUGGGAGUUAUUAUGGGGCGCGGAGAAACUUGCGGCUCAGAGGGCUAUGUGGAAGAUAGAAGAAGGCUCUAGGAAAUUAAAGGGCAAGGGAUCGACCUUUCUUACCCACGUUAUCAAUUCGAUGAGUGACAAAUUUAAAACACGAGUCGAGAAGCAAGACGGCGAAGUUGAUCCCGUCCGCAAUUGGUUUCUCCAUGAUACAUUCCAGAUGGAGCAUGUUGUUCCAUGGAUUUUCAAUGCCAUUAAGCCAAAGAAAGGACACUCGUCCAGACAGGGACGAAAGAUGUCAGAACAAAUACUGGAAGCAAGUGAGCUUUCUUUGGCAGUCUUGGAGACCGCAUUCAGAUUCCGUGAUGAGCACGCUAGUCGGUAUGGUAUUCGUGACGGAUAUCUCGAAGACGGCGUACUGGUCACCGGCUUUAAAGGUCUACCGGAAUUCUGGACGUCUCAAAAUUUUAGUUACGUUGAAACGGGCCAUUUGUUGGAUCUAGAACUCGAUAGUUGCAGGGCUUGGAUUCAACAAGCAACGUCUGUCACCGAAGCCCCUGAGAGCCUAACAGUGAAAAGAAUUGCGGGCAACAGUGCCAGACAACUCUGUGUCCUAGGCCAAAUGCAUUAUGAGCGAGUCCGGUGGCUUUCUGCCCAGGAGGACCCAAAACUGGUCGAUGAGGGCAUCGCUACUGAGCAGGCCCAUGUUAAACAACGCAAAUGGCGACUCUUCAAACUUGCAGGUAUUGGAAGAUUAGACGAUGCCAUUACGUUGGCGGAAAAAUUUCGAGAUAUGAGUGCAUUAGUAGAACUAAUCAUUGAACUUCAAGAUCAAACAAAGGGCGAGAUUCUCCCAAGCUCCCGAAACGAUGCGUCAGAUACUAUCAGCUGUGAAUCUGAUCAUCUCAACAAAAAAAUAUCUCUUUAUUUUGAGAAAUUCGGUGAAUCAUGGGCAAAUGCAUUCUUUUCCCGGCAGAUAUCGAUGCGUCAGUCGGGAAUACUGUUCGCCAUGAAGAAAUUCCAACCUUUUAUCACUCAGUUCUUGCGCAAGGAUGCAGCCUAUUCGCGGCUGGGUUGGAUUAAUGAUGUGAUUGGUGAAAAUGACUACAACGCCGCCGCUCAGUCGCUAGAGAAACUCGCAAUAGAGGGGGAAUCCGAUUUAUGGAGUCAUCGUGUCGAACUUUCCCUAGCGAAGCUUGCCAAACUAGCAACAUUGGAGGAGACCAACAUACCGAGCCAUUCAGGUUUCCACAACGAUAUACGGCAUCUGGAAGAUCUCUCUGAAAUAGACGCCGUCCAAGAACUCAUUUACGCCUAUAUUUCCCCGGCGUUGCAGGGUGCAAUUGAUCAAAGAGCUGAGGUUGACCUAGCCAUUGACCACUUUGGAAAAAACAUUGCUGGAGAUAGGCCUUCUCUACAUGAACUACUUAGUGAAACCCUCACCAAAGUUGUCACCAGGCAAAUCAUUGAUAUUCACCAAUUGGUCGAUAUAUUGACAUUGAUAGAUUCCGACAAAGCAUCAGAAUAUGGCCAAUCAGAAUUAUCCGGGAAAGAGUUCUACCUUGCCUUGCGUGUCAUUCGUCUUGGAAUUUAUGCUCAGCAAGAUUCACUCAACUAUAUCACUAUGCAGAAGCUAGUGUGGCGACGGUGUAUGAUAAAAGACAAUUGGGUGGCUACAGGAAGGGCGGCCGAGAGCAUGGACAAUGGAAGCGAGCCCUUUAUUUACGACACGGCCCUUUUCCGCACUAUGGGUUUAUGUCUUAGAGACAGAUACGACGAAGACGCUAGCUACGCAUCCCUAUACAUUCCAAGUUCUCCACAAGAUGUGUUUCUAAACAGAUCGGACUCUGAACUUCUCUCGACACGCUAUCGUCUGGAGCAACGGACACGAAUCAUACAUGAUCUUGAGAGGGAGAAUGAAAUCCUACAUGAAAAUGUGGAAAAAGGAAGGCUUGAUUUUUGGUUCAAGAAUCUUCUCACCUCUGCAGAAGAGUCUGCAUCCAUCCCAAUCCCUCCGACUUUUACUUCAGAAGAAUCCAACAACAACAACCAGCAAGUGAAGCGGUCCCCGCAGCCAAGGGAAGGGUCUAGUAAGGCGCGGCUAAGUUGGCUUUGA